Molecule: messenger RNA, 3643 nt
Organism: Mercenaria mercenaria
Lineage: Eukaryota; Metazoa; Mollusca; Bivalvia; Venerida; Veneridae
Product: mesencephalic astrocyte-derived neurotrophic factor homolog
Exons: 5
Coding region: 131-712 (193 amino acids)
Source: RefSeq, a predicted model, not a curated record
GCUUGCGCCAAAUGUAUCAGAAGUUCACAGAACACGUUGGUAAAAAUAACUUCUUAUUGUAUUUCUAGAGAAAAAGAUUUUGGUGCUGUGUUUACAUUUUUGACUGUCAAAUUUUCAAUCUGUCAGAACAAUGUUGAAUAAAAUUGGAGUGGUGUCUCUGUGCACUCUGUUUGUGUGCGCGUUUGUGUGCGCUUUCCUGUCGGGUGCUUCAGCAAAGAAACCAUUGAAAGAAGAAGAUUGUGAAGUAUGUGUAAAUGUGUUGAGGAACUUUGAUGGACAGAACCCAGAACUUAAAGACAAAUCUGAAGCAGACAUUGAAGAUGCCUUCAAAAAAUUCUGCAAACAUACAAAAGGAAAAGAUGAAAGAUUUUGUUACUAUCUUGGAGGAGCAGCAACUUCAGCAACAAAUAUUGUGAGGAAGAUGACAAAACCAUUUAAACAUCAUUUGCCUUAUGUGAAGAUCUGUGAAAAACUGAAAGAUAUGGAUGCACAGAUCUGUGAACUGAAAUAUGAGAAGAAGAUUGACCUGACCGCAGUGGACUUUAAGAAACUCAAAGUCAAGGACCUGAAAAAGAUAUUGUCUGACUGGAACGAAGAAAAAGCCUGCAAAGGAUGCUCGGAAAAAUCAGACUUUGUACGUGCAGUGAAGGAGCUCAUGCCAAAACACGCACCAGAGGCAUACAAAAAACUUAAAGAAAAAGAAGAGCUUUGAUGACCGCUAGUUAUUUUAGGUUCCAAUUAGAAGUAUUUUUCCAAUUCAUUCAUCACCUGUUAUCAAAUAUUUCUUCCUGAUACUCAUACUUUUAUAUAAAUAAGCUGCGGAGAUGACAGUGGUUCGAGCGAACCAUAAUUGCAGAAAUGUCCCAGAUUUAAUAGUAGAACUAUACAUAUCUGAGAUAAAGCAAGGGUAUGUCCUUAUUAAGUAUCAGGAAGGUACAAAUUAUGGAAAAUGUUUUUAUUUAUAUUGGUACAAGAUUUAUAGAUGAAAAUUAAUUUGAAUAAUGAGUAUGCCCUUCGAAAACAUGUGAUACAUUUUACAUAUAAUUUUAGAUCAGUAUACAUGUUAUUGGUAACAAUGUUAGGUUUGAUGUUGAUUUUGCAACAUUUCUGUCUCGUUUAGGUCACUGCUUUAAUUUUAGCCAUUCCCAAGGCCUGAAGAUCAAAGAUAGCAAACAAAACUACCAUGUAAUAAUAUUUUACUGAACCUUAGGAUACAAACAAUUUGUUACGACUGUGUGAAAGAUGAUAACCAUCUUAUUUAGUUUUGUGUGUUUACCAUUCAGCUGACACGUUUUUAUUCUCAAGCAAACAACCAUUUUUCAUUUUGUAAUAUAAUGAAUUCCUUCUACACUGUUUAAAUCUCAAUUUAAUUAACAGUUGAAUAUACACCAAGUGACUAAUUAAAUGGCAGUUGCAUGUCUUUGGUGGUUAUUGGCACAACUAAACCCUAAACUUAUAGCCUAUGCCAAUAUAGGUUAAAGAUAUUGCUAAUAAACACAAAGACACACUGUUGCUUUUUAAUUUGUUAAUUAUACACCUUAAUAUUAUAAUUUGUAGCAUGUUACCAAUUAUUAAUGUGGCAUGUUGCAUGGCAUAAAUUUUUGGGUGAUUGCAGAAUUUUUUUACAGCAGACUUUAUAGUGGUUAGUGGCAUAUAUUCCCAAUUUGAUAAAAGUUUCUAUUUUUUAGCAAAAUUUGAGACAGAAAUUCUCAGUUGCACCCUGCAAAAAAUCUGUGAUAAAUAUUGAAAUUUUAGUGGGGAAAAACAAAAAAUAGUAGGGAAGUCCAUCAAAAUGUAAAUUAUUGUAAAGAAACAAAUGUCAGUUGCAUAUAUAUUAUGCUGUUGUAAAAUGGAUAACUGAACGGUUUUGACAAAAAUCUGCUAAAGUUCCCACAUCAGUGGGUAUGAGCCAUCUUCCCAGAUUUAUGAGAAAAAAACUCUUAAUGGCAUCAGUAACAGGAUUCUGUCUAACAGUCUUGUACAUUUAAGUUACUAUUUAUAGUAAGGUAAGACGCACGAUUUGUGUUAAUGACAGACUAACAUUGAAAGGUAAAAGCUAGUCACGACAUACUAUUUCAAACAGGCAGUUUAUUGAAUAUUUGUUAUGUUAGAGUGAAUGAGAUAGGGUGAUACCUUUUAAGGUGUAAAGCUAUAUAAGAAGUGGUACACAUCAAGUUCAUUUCUGUACAUAAGACUCAUUAAUGGCAGAGUCCAUGUUAGUGAAUUAUAUUUUAAUCAUAGCUGUAUUUAUAUAUCUGUUUGUGAGUGCUAUUUGAUAUGUGUAAAACAUGACAAAGACUUCAAAUAUGGAUGAAAUGGAGAGAUGAGUGUGAAUUUUUUGCCUUUGCUUUGACUUGUUUACAACUAAAAUCUCAAAAUAGAUAAAACUUGUAAACUGUUUAGAUGAUCUUCGACAGGAACUGAAUUACUCAUUAUUCCUACAUAUGUUGUACAAAAAUGUAUCUAUGGGUGUUAUAACUCUUUUUUGUCAUGAACAAAAUGGACAAUCUGCUUGGAUGUUAUGUCAAUUUAACAGUUAUUUCUUUUUUUUGUAUCUUUAAAUGUCAGAUACACAUUUUUUAUUAUAUACCUUUUUAAAUUCUGUCAAAAAUUUGGAUUUUAUUUCGCAAGUAAAUAUGACCGGGCAGAAAAAAAUCUGUAUUGUACCUUUUGUAUUGUUUGUUGCUAGACUACCUUCAUUGAAUAUGCAUGAGGUGACACAGUUAUAUAAAUAGUGCAUACAAAAGCUUCACUCAUUUCAUUUUAACAUCAAUAAACAUUAAGGAUUUCAUUUGAUUACGAAUAAACAAACAAAGAGUUGCAGGUAUAUAAUAAAAGGGUCAUUACAACAGUAGCUAGAUGUAGGAUUUUGUAUUCGGAACUCGUGGAUUUUACAAGGAUGGGUCACACUUGGCGCAUGCGUGCCUCGUGAGAUCCGAUCUCAUCUGGCAAAAUCCACUCGAGUGGAAUACAGCAUCCCAGAUUGAGUUACUGUUAUAAUAACCCUAUUAUAUUAUACAAAAAAGACUUACAUCCGGCCAGUAUGUAGUUUCAUUUAUCUGCUUGAAAGUAAAAUGAACAAGGAUGCAGUUACACUCUUGAUGAAACUUUUCAGCAGGGUAUAAAAUAUACAUUAGAUUACUGAACAUAUUCAAACUGCCUCUGAAUGUUACAUCCAAUUUCUAAUUCAUUUUUUUCUUUGAACAUUUUCAGCCUUAAGAUAGUAAAUCUUAGUAUAAAUCUAAAAGUAUAGUUAAUGAUAUGACUUAAUAUUGAGCCACACCAUGAGAAAACCAACAUAGUGCAUUUGCGACCAGCAUGGAUCUGCGCAGACUGGUCAGGAUCCAUGCUGUUCGCUUUCAAAGCCUAUUGAAAUUAGAGAAACCGUUAGCAAACAGCAUGGAUCCUGACCAGACUGUGCAGAUGUGCAGGCUGGUCUGGAUCCAUGCUGGUUGCAAAAGCAAAAUGUUGGUUUUCACAUGGUGCGACUCAUUUGAUGAAGAUUUAACAGCGUCAGCUGUAUCAUAUAUACUGACUGUGAAGUCAAUAUUGUGAUAGUUUUAUGUCUGAAUUGUGUACAGUGGUGUAACAUGAUCAUAAUACUUUGAUGUUAUGUUGGAAUAAAAUUAUAUUGUUAUAGAUA